AUGUUUUCCAUGAAGAGAUGGAAAAGCGCCCUCGGGAUUGUUCUGUGCAUAGAAGUCUUUGGGCAUGCAAAAAUGCUCCAAGAGAAUAGCUUGUUCGAAAGCAUUAUAAAGGGAAACAUGAUAUCUUCUAAUGCUGUGGCCAGCCCACCAGGACAGCCUCAAGCUGCACCCCAAAAAGCCCAGAAGGAAACUCCAAAGGAAACUCCGAAGGAAACUCCCAAAAGCACAUCCAAGAAGAGUGUCAAGCCUAGCGAAAAAACGAAGAAAGACGCCCCCAAGAGCACGGGGUCUUCUGGUGGUGGGAUUCUGGGGCUCUUUGGAGGCGGAUCUGGGGCAAAGAGCCAAACAAAAGGCAAGAGCACCACGAAGAAAGACUCCCCCAAGGCCACAGAGUCGGCAGGGAGUGGGCUUUUUGGUCUAUUCGGAGGAAACAAGACAAAGAGCUCAGCCAGCAAGGACGAAGCCAAGAAGUCCAAGUCAAAAAAUCAGGCUAGCAAGUCUAAGGAUGCUAUUAGCAAGUCCAAGUCGAAAGAUGAAGCAAAUAAGUCAAAGUCUAAGGAUGCUAUUAGCAAGUCAAAGUCGAAGGAUGAAGCAAAUAAGUCAAAGUCGAAGGAUGUUGUUAGCAAGUCUAAGUCUAAAGAUGAAGCAAAUAAGUCAAAGUCUAAGGAUGUUGUUAGCAAGUCGAAAGAUGUUAUUAGCAAGUCCAAGUCAAAGUCUGAAGUAAGCAAGUCUGUCAACGUUUCCUCUAGCAGCAAAGCAAUUAGCAAGUCUGUCAGCAUAACACCAGCUGCUAGUGCUAGUGCAAGCAAGCCAUCUAGCUCUGCCGUGAGCAAGUCUGUAAGCAUCACACAGUCUGCAAGUGCUUCAGUCGGUGCUUCUGUAAACAAGUCAGUGAGUGCCUCCAUAAGUGCUUCUGCGACUGUUGUUGAAACUAUAAACAAAAUCACGAAGUACAGCACAGCAGAGAUAAAGAGUGCCAUGGAAGCGACCAACUCAACGUCUAUAACAAAUAUUGCGGUGUAUUUCUCGCAGGACUGCGGCUGCUACAAAGACGCCAGCGGAACUCUGACCAUGAAAAAGAUCAAUGGCGUGAUUGUGGAUGACUCUGGAAUGUUCAAGGGAGAAGAGUGCGGGUGUAAAUCUGCUGAUGAGGUGAAGCAAAAAGCCAAGCUCACAGAAACAGGAUUUUAUCAAACAAACAUAUCCGAUGCAGAUGCAAAGGCACAGGCAGAGUCUGCCUGCAAAGUGUCUCAUCAGCUGUCUGGUACUGUAAGCCAGGUUUCUUCUGUCGGAGUAGUUCCAACUGCUUCUAGUGGAGCAGUUGCAGGAGCAAGUGCUUCUACAGGUGCAGUUGCAGGAGCUUCUGCUGGUGCUUCUUCUGGUGCAAGUGCUUCUUCUGGAGCUUCUGCUUCUUCAGGUGCAAGUUCAGGAGCAAGUGCUGAUUCUGGUGCAAAUGCAGGAGCUUCUUCAGGUGCAAGUGCUGACUCAGGUGCAAAUGCAGAUUCUGGAGCUUCUUCUGGUGCUUCUUCAGGGUCAGGUGCUUCUUCAGAUGCAAAUGCAGGUGCAAAUGCUGAUUCUGGAGCUUCUUCUGGAGCUUCUGCUUCUGCUGACUCUCCAAUGCCAACUGCAUCUCCUGAUUCUGGAGCUUCUUCAAGUGCAAAUGCUGAUUCUGGAGCUUCUUCAGGAGCUUCUGCUGAUUCUGUAGCAAGUGCUUCUGCUUCUGCUGACUCUCCAAUGCCAACUUCAUCUCCUGACUCUGGAGUGGGAAAUUCUUCCUCUGUGGACUCGCCAAUUCCCCUGACAGCAGGACAGCCUCUGGACAUAAGAUCCUCAGCGCAAGUGCUUCCAACAGCGAGUGUACCUGGAAACAGUCCUAUUCAGGGCGGAUGCGCAGGACAGGCCUGCUACGAUGUGGUUCGAUACUUCAAGAUAAAAGUCCCACAGCCCAUUGUUCGGUCUGUGACUGUAUUGCAGAGAGUGACCACCACGCUUGUAAAGCCUACAACUAUGAUGGAAACCAUAAACAAUACUGUAAUGAAAACAGUUGAAAAACUAGUUGAAAAACCUGUUACUAGCGUAGUUAUGAAAACAGUUGAAAAAUUAGUUGAAAAACCUGUUACAAACGUAGUUAUGAAGACAGUUGAAAAACCUACUACAAGCAUAGUGGUAAAGCCCACUACUGUAAUGGAAACAGUUCUGAAAACCAUCUCUGUGAUGCAAACAGUCGAAGUGGAUAGGCCUGUGGUUAGCACGCUCGUCCACCCAACAACAGUAGUUCAGAGGGUUCACAAGCUUAUGACAAUUACCCAGGAAGUUCCCAAGGUUGUUCCUGUCACGAAAGUGCUGACUAUCACGCAGAUGGCACAGCUUGCGCCAACAGCGCCUGCUUGUCCUGUGCAGCAAGGAUGUGCAAUGGAGCAACAUAUUGAAUACAGGACUAUUCCUAUUUCGAUAGAUGCUACUUCGUUCGCAGAAGAGCUGUGCCCGUGCGAGAACUCGUUCUGUCUCAACCCGUGCGCGCCCAUGGCAGACUUAGCAUCACCCCAGGGACACGCUUUAGUGCAAGGAAACAUACAUCCAAGUGAGCCUGUAAGAUCCGAAUAA
Nematocida major is the source of this 2604-nucleotide messenger RNA. RefSeq lists its product as uncharacterized. Bases 1 to 2604 code for a protein of 867 amino acids. The transcript has a single exon. Lineage: Eukaryota; Fungi; Microsporidia. The record is from RefSeq and is a predicted model, not a curated record.